AUGGCAGAGCACAUCCCUCCCAACCCGCUCGUCGGCGCCUCGGCGGCCGCACCGACGCAGGCAAAGCUUGCAAAGGGCAAGACGGUCUUCAUCGACAACUACGACAGCUUCACCUACAACGUCGUCCAGUUUCUCGCCGAGCUGGGCGCUGAUCUGGUCGUCUACCGCAACGACAAGGUCACCAUCGACGAAAUCGAGGCGCUCAACCCCGCCAACAUUGUCAUUUCGCCCGGACCCGGCCACCCGCUUCACGACUCGGGCAUCUCGAUCCCCUGCAUCAAGCACUUUGCCGGAAAGAUCCCCAUCAUGGGCGUCUGCAUGGGCCUCCAGUGCAUCUACUCGGCCUACACCGGCAUCGUCGACUUUGCCGGCGAGAUUGUCCACGGCAAGACGUCGCCCAUCGCCCACGACGGCAAGGGCAUGUACGCCGGCCUCGCCGCCCACGGCGUCACCGGCACUCGCUACCACAGCCUCGCCGCCCAGCUCCCCAGCCUGCCCAAGGAGCUCGUCGUCACCAGCAAGACCGAGAGCGGCGUCGUCAUGGGCAUCCGACACACGCGCUUCACCAUGGAGGCCGUCCAGUACCACCCCGAGAGCAUCCUCAGCGUCGGCGGAAAGGAAAUGAUGGCAAACUUCCUCAGCUGGACCGGCGGCACCUGGGACCAGAACCCGCAGGCCGGCAUCACUGCACAGGACGUCCAGCAGGCCGAGGCCACCACCGAGCCGGUCCUAGCCAUGGGCGCAGCCGGUGCUGGUGCUGCUGCCGCUGCCGCCACCGCCGCUGCUCCCAACGGCGCUCCGCCGGCCACUGGCGCCGUCGGCACCAUCCUUGAGAGGAUCCACGCGCAGCGACUCAAGGACAUUGCCGCCACCAAGGCCGUGCCCGGCUUCUCGCAGCGCGACCUCGACAUUGCCCUCUCGCUGCACCUCGCGCCGCCGCAGAUCGACUUCCCCGCUCGCCUCACCCGCAACGCCGCCCAGGGCCUGCCGGGCGUCAUGGCCGAGAUGAAGCGCGCCAGCCCGAGCAAGGGCGACAUUGACCCGACGGCCCACGCCGGCGCCCAGGCGCUCGCCUACGCGCGCGGCGGCGCCAGCGUCAUCAGCGUGCUCACCGAGCCAAAGUGGUUCAAAGGCACGCUGCACGACCUUUCGCUGGCGCGCCGGGCCAUCGACAACCUGCCCGACCGCCCGGCGAUCCUGCGCAAGGACUUCAUCAUCGACACGUACCAGAUCGCCGAGGCGCGCCUGGCCGGUGCCGACACGGUGCUGUUGAUUGUGGCGAUGCUGACCGACGCGCAGCUCAAGACGCUCUACGACUACAGCGUCCGGCUGGGCAUGGAGCCGCUGGUCGAGGUCAACAACCCGGACGAGAUGAACCGCGCGCUCGCCAUCGGCGCCAAGGUCGUCGGCGUCAACAACCGCAACCUGCACGACUUUGUCGUCGACAUGAGCACCACAUCGCGCCUCGCCGACGCCGCGGCCAAGGGCGGCGUGAUUCUGUGCGCCCUCAGCGGCAUCAGCGGCCGGGCCGAUGUGGAAAAGUACAUUGGCGAGGGUGUGGGCGCGGUGCUGGUCGGCGAGGCGCUGAUGCGGGCCAAGGACAAGAAGGCCUUCAUCCACGACUUGCUUGGCCUGCCCACGUCGAGCUCGGCGACCCAGACGCUGGGCUAUGGCACGGGCGCGGCUGGCGUGCCCGACGAGGACCUGACGCCGCUCGUCAAGAUCUGCGGCCUGUCCACGCCCGAGGCUGCCGUCGCUGCUGCUCAGGCUGGCGCCGACAUGCUCGGCAUGAUCCUGGCCCCCGGCACCAAGCGCACCGUCGACCUCGUCCAGGCCGCCGAGAUUAUCAAGGCGGUCCGUUCGCUGGGUCAGUCUGUUGAGGCUGCUCCUUCUUCGACGCCCGCUGCUAUCGCUGCCGCGCCGACCGCCAGCGUGUCGCCGCAGGACUGGUUCUCGACGACGGUGUCCAAGCUGCGCCGUGCGCCGCGCAAGCCGCUCAUCAUCGGCGUGUUCCGUGACCAGGCCCUCGAAGAAGUUCAGCGGACGGCCGAGGUGCUGGGCCUGGAUGGCGUCCAGCUGCACGGGCGCACCGAGAACAUCGAGUGGGCCAAGUUCCUGCCCGGGCUGAUCGUGAUCCGGGUCUUCCACGUCGGCGGCGAUGCCGAGGAGGGCUACGGCUCGCUGGCCGAGGUGCGCCGCGGAGGGUACCACCACAUUUCCGCGCUGGAUACGGCGGGCACCGCUGCUGCCUCGGGCGGGCUGCCCGCCGGAGCGACGGGAGCGGGCGGGGGCGCCGAUGGGGGUACGGGCGUGUCGUUUGACUGGGGCAUCGCGCGGCGCAUCCGCGAUUCCGACCCGGUGGCCCAGGUGGUUGCGGGCACCGAGGCGAGGCCGAUGCCCGUGAUGCUCGCUGGCGGCCUGACGCCGUCGAAUGUGGCCGAGGCGAUUGGCACGGCGAGGCCGUUUUGCGUCGAUACCUCGAGCGGCGUCGAGUCCGAGGGGCGCAAGGACCUGGACAAGAUCCGCGCCUUUGUCGCCGCUGCCAAGGCGGCCAAGGGCGUCUAG
Molecule: messenger RNA, 2565 nt
Organism: Pseudozyma flocculosa PF-1
Lineage: Eukaryota; Fungi; Basidiomycota; Ustilaginomycetes; Ustilaginales; Ustilaginaceae
Exons: 2
Coding region: 1-2565 (854 amino acids)
Biological process (GO): L-tryptophan biosynthetic process
Cellular component (GO): cytosol
Molecular function (GO): indole-3-glycerol-phosphate synthase activity; phosphoribosylanthranilate isomerase activity
Source: RefSeq, a predicted model, not a curated record